Messenger RNA from Hypanus sabinus (Atlantic stingray), 4225 nucleotides. RefSeq lists its product as uncharacterized. Bases 361 to 744 code for a protein of 127 amino acids. The record is from RefSeq and is a predicted model, not a curated record. The transcript is spliced from 4 exons. NCBI's taxonomy places the organism in Eukaryota, Metazoa, Chordata, Chondrichthyes, Myliobatiformes, Dasyatidae.
GAUGAUGACAUGUUGAAUGCUAGUCUCAAAUAGCUCCCCUCGCCACAUCGGUCUAAUUCUUACACUGGUGAAUAUUUUAAACUUUAAAAAGGGCAAAUCUGGAGAGAGAUGCAUUAAGACGUCACAGCCACCGCACUCGAUUUAAUCUUUUAACCUCUUCGGAGAACGAAAAAGAUUCUUCGUCGUUUCUGAGAACCGAUUUCAUUGUUUUGUUGUAGUGAUCAGCCGCAACCACCCCCACCCCCACCCGAAUGCAAUAAGAGUCCAGUACAUGGACACUGCAAGUUCCGAAAGCGUCAUAGCCAACAGGACGCGGCCGAAACACUGGUGUGGUUAAAUGUCAGGCUGUUUGUUAGAAGAAUGACAGAAGUGAUGAGUAGCUGCGAGCCUGUAAUGGAGGAUUUUACUUUAAACCCGACUUCAGAGGAAGGGAAACUACCUUUCCAGAUAUUUCCUGAUCCCCAUGAAAAAUCAGAAAGGUAUCCUAAGAUGACAAAAAGGCUGCCAUCAAUAGUCGUUGAACCAACUGAGAGUGGUGAGGUUGAGAGUGGGGAGCUGCGAUGGCCGCCGGAUGAAAUGAACCUGCUGGAAGAUGAAGGGCGUCACCAAAGUGAAUUAACAACUAAACCAAAAAUACUGGAAGAUGAGGAAGAAGAUAUAUCAUCACAACCCAGUCAGAUACCAGAAAUCGAAAUGAACUAUUCUGGUCAAAGAACAUCAGAAAGCUCAAAUGACAGCAGCUAAAAGCAAACAUGACCUGACUGGAACCCCACUGUGAAUGUUUGGUCACAGACUGGAAUUUGAUAGAGAACCUCAAAAGGAAUUCUGAGUCAACAGACAUGUUUGUCAAAAGGCUUCAUCUGAAUGUUUUGCAGUUACUUGAAUUUCUGACAAUUAUUUAUAUAUGUGGUGGUUGAUGUUACGUAGAGAUAGUAUUUAUUGUUUCUAUAUUGUCUGUGUCUUAAACCUCAAGGAUGAGGUAUAUAUUUAAGUUUUAUGUCCACAUUUGAUCAACAAUGUAUUUAGUUGUAUACAUAGCUACAGAGGUAGUAGCUGCUUUAACUCUUCUUAAAAUUCAAUCACCACACCUGAUCCAAAUAUUAAUUAAAUUGGACUAAAAUAGUCAUUGUAAUGAAGUAUUCACAAGUAUUCGGGCAUAUUAGUGUAAAUGUCAAUUAAGAAUAAGAAAAGGUAAUCUAAACUAAUCCUGCUGUAAGAACACCCACUAGUAUUUUUUCACUGGUGCAGGAAACUUGGAGGAGUUUGCAGCUUUGGAAUGCCAGAGGCUAUCUGUAGGCCAGGAUAUUGGUUUCUGGAAAGCGACAAUUGUUUAACACUGUGAUUUAUAAAGCUGAGGCAACCUGGAUAGAAAUCAAUUAGUAAUUUAAGGGAAAAAAUGUAAGUUUGAGGUCUUGUUAUUUUAAACCUGGCAAGUUGGCACAGUACAGAGCCUGUUCCCAGGCAACAGAAGAAAUGAAUAGGACUGAGAUCAAUAGAGUGAGCAGCGGAAAAGUACUACAAGGCCAAACUCUGCCUAAACCUUCACAUAUUAUUUGUGAUAUUUUAUAUGGGACGUGUCUUUUCUGUUUAUAUGAGGGUUCAUUUUGAAGUCAAAAGCCUUCGAUCUUUUUCACUGCUGCCACUAUUAAAAUCUUAAGUUUAAAUGUCAGUUUAUUUGCAGAGCACUGAUGAAAAAUGGACAGACUUUCAUUCUUCUAAUUCUUUGCUAUAUUCAUCUUAAAGAAUUAACAGGGUGGGAUAACAGAUGUCAUCAGAAAGAUAUACAAUAUAUGUAUGAUAUUAUAAAAGGCAGAGAAACGUAUGUGUCAUGAAAAAGUCUAGGGAUGAAUUAUUCAAAAUUUAAAAAUUAUUCAAAAUUAUUGGGCAUGUUAUGGACUGGUAGAGGAUACGGAUAUCCAUUUUAAGCAUUGCUGGAGAUUCAGAGAAGCAGCGCCAAUUGAGUCACAUUGAGGGAACCGAGGAGUGAGUUACAUCUCCAAUCUCAUCAUUUCAGUUUAAAAAUUUGAACUUUACUGUCAGUGAAACAGCUAUUCACCUCUGCGCUCAUACUUUGUUAAUUCUUUGACAGAUAAUGUUUUAAUUUGAAGUUCUUUCUCUUACAUUCAGAAAACCAGCAUUGCCUAUCCAUAGCAGAUUUCUGUUUCAACUACAAACAAAUCAGGAUUCCAAAAUGAUUUUUCAGAUCUCUUGGGAAAAAAAUAUGUUAUUUGGUUUCUUGAUUGAAAAGGGGAAAAAAUAACGUUAAAAGAUCCCUUUACCGAAUUACACUAUUCUUUCCGGCACUUUGCUUUGAUUUGAUGGCAUUGGCACAGCAGAAUAACAAUUGAUUUAACUGACAUGAUGAAUGCAUUAUAAAAGCAACAAGAUAAUUGGUGUGUCAAUCGAAUCCACAAUAUUUAAACUUUGACCAAUAUAUUUAUUAACAUUCAUUAAUUGACCUUUUAUGUGCAUCAUUUAUUAAGGAUUAAAUUUGGAAAGCUUGAAAUAUAAUAUUCAGUAAUCGAUGAAUACAGAUGGAAAUGAUUCAAAUCUGUGCAGUGCACCAGAGGAAGACUUGUAUAAUUCUGGAUAACUUGCAUCUCCAGCGAUCUCAUUGAAUUGUCCAAAUCUACGAGUUUUGAAUGAGCUGAAUUAAAGGAAGUCUGCUGCUGUUUAUAUUUGCGUUGGAAGAUUCCUCAAAGCAUCAGAUUUCCACAUACCUUGUGCAAAGUGGAAAUGGGAACCACACAAACUAAGAGUGACUCUGGCACAAAUCUUUAGCAGAAGCUUGUUCAAUCUGGGUUUUGUCCCUUGUUCCUGUGGUUGUAAAUCACUUGGUAAGUCAGCAUGAACUUCUCUCCUCUCCCUCUCUCUCCAAACAUCAGAUAUGCUACCAUCCCUCUUAGAAAAAUGGUGGAUUUAAUUUCAGGACCCUCUCACUUCAAAAUAAUUUGUUUUCUAAAGGUCUGGAAAUUCACCUUGAAAUCCUUCAUUUGUUUUUAUUUGGCUUUAUCAGACUGCUGCUCAGUACCACAGUAAAUUCUUGCCCACUCCCUGUUGAGUACUCCAGUGUGCCAAAAUGGUGGAGGUGUCUGUUCAAAAUAUGUACAUGACUGACUUAAUAACUUUGACCAGAAGAUGGGCAAGAAGCUGAACCCUGUCCCUCUUUUGGCAAGACAGUGAUCAACCAACAUAUUGCUGAUGUGUACAAUGGCUACAUUUAUUCUACUUAUUUGAUUCCAUUUCUAUGUCAUGGUGAUCAAUUUUAUAAUCAAACAUAAUUCAGCAUUUUCUUAAACAUAUCCUGAGUUUACAUUUUCAUAAUGCUGUUUUCAAUCCUUUCAAUUUGUGGAAUUUGAAUUUACUACAGCUUACAACAAAACAUAAUCAGUUUUAGAUUGGUACCUUCAAAAAGUGUAAUUAAGAUAUCACAAUGAUAGGUUUUCUCCCUUCUGCAAAAUGCCAGCAGUCGCCAAAGACUUACAGCUUUUCCUUGUGCUAAACAUUGCAGGUAUAUAGUCAGAAGGAAGAAUAAUUUCCACAGUUCAACUCUUGUUUGUGAACUGUUCAUAGUUCACCGUACACUGUCUUUGUUGGGGCAAGGUUACCAUCAUGUUUACAAAUGUAGAAUUAAAAGGAAGGUGAAGAUAUUGAAUAUGUGAGCCGUAUACCUUUGGUGGUUAAAUAUCUGUAAAAAUUCUGCUGACAUACCAAAACAUUUACAUAAGUUUUUCCAAAGGCUGAUACUUAUUUGCAUACUGAAAAUACACAAUACUGGUGUUGUGCAGUGAUCAGAGAAGAGCAAUGAAAUUCGAUGUAGGUAAUAGGAUAGUCUCCAUAUGUUUGAAAUAAUGUAAGUGUCUAAAAAUAAGACACUGUUUGAAUCAUUGUCUGUUUCCAAAGAGCUCAUCCAUUUACCAUGUUUGUGCUAUAGCAAUAGAACUUCAUAUGGCAACAGAGCAUAUAACUCAGUUCUCAAUUCUGUGACCAUUUCCUAUUUAGUACCAGCCUUUACAAUAGGCAUGCACAUUUGUGAUACUGUAACCUGCAAAAGACAGGUCUGACUUUGUUUCUAGUAGUUUGUUCAGCAAGAAGUGUAUGUGCCACUUCCUUGUUUCUACGGUUCAACAAAGUUUCUGAUGCUCCGCUGAGCUGUAAUUAAAGUACACUGUUUGUGCAUAUGGUUUCAAAAUAAAAUGAAUUGAAAAACACAGCCUUAAAUAUU